CCCAACUCUCUCUCCACAUACCCAACUUCUCGUCUGGCACUGUACCUAGUCAAUAGCACCCUUGCCAGUCUGAGAGCACGUGCAAUGUUCUUGGCAUAGAACGCCGAUAUUACGUUAUUACGGACCAGCCUCCCAGCCUGCCACCCUGUCAGUACCUGUGCAUUAUCGCGCCUCCGUUCCUUCCAUCGUUCUUCUCAACGUCCUUCUCACAUCGCACUUCAUCUCAGGCUACCCAUGCUUUCGCCGACACAUUUAAUCCUACAAAAUUCCGCAAACGCGACUUCGUCCGAGCAACCUAACCGCGACCUACACUGCCAACAAUGACAAUUCCAUCUCAGUCGGAAAUACUCCAAUCCAAUCCGAUAGGCAUGUCGCACCUUGCGGAAAGACCGAAGCAGCAACGCCAGGCCCAAGCCGUCUUCGAGCUGUACGGAUGUGCCGUUGCCGCCUAGCAAGUGAACCCGUUCAAACUCUCCGAUAAAAGGUAGAAGGGCGAUGGCGAACCGAGUACAUCGCCGCGUCAUUGUCCAAGACUACGGGAAGGCCAUCUACAAGGCGAGCUCCAAGGUUAGCCUUCUUGCUGUGCUAGAAGGCUGCAUCGAAGGAUACAAGUCGUUACACACCCAGGCCGGUAUACUACAAUGUAACAUGUCGCCAAGCAACCUCAUGGUUAAUGAAGACGUCUAUAACCCCUCCUGGUGCUCGUUUUUGAUCGACCUCGAUCUUGCAAUCAAGGAGCAGUGGGAAGAGUCUUCUGGAGCACGGGGGAAGGCCGGCACACCAGCGUUCACGGCCAUCAGGGUGCCUCUUGACGAAGCAAAUCAUUCGUUCAUGCACAAUUUAGAGCCACUCUUCUGGGUGCUUUUUUUUUUGGAUAUGCAUUCACUCUAACGGGCCGGGCAGAGAUAUUGGGGCAAAUGAGUUUGAGUGCUGGAACUACGAGAAUGACGGGAAGUUGGCAGGUUCCAAAAUUAGUGUUGCGUGUGACAAAAGAGAUUUCUUCAUGAUUGCGGAGAUGAACUCUACACAGUAUUUUCAACCAUUGAUCACCCACGGCAAUAGAAUAUGAAUAAGGGUGUUUCCUAAUGGCGAAAGAUGGAGGGGUCUAAAUCCAAAACUGUACUUUAAGAUGAAGGUGAUACUCUGGAUAGCACAGGAUGACUGGAAGGAAUGAGAGGGAUAAUGAGAUUUAUUUUGUUAGUGGGCCGCGGUUAAUGAGAGCCUUUGUUGUUCGCCAAAUGAUUGAAA
Molecule: messenger RNA, 1248 nt
Organism: Lindgomyces ingoldianus
Lineage: Eukaryota; Fungi; Ascomycota; Dothideomycetes; Pleosporales; Lindgomycetaceae
Exons: 1
Coding region: 496-891 (131 amino acids)
Biological process (GO): protein phosphorylation
Molecular function (GO): ATP binding; protein kinase activity
Source: RefSeq, a predicted model, not a curated record